AUGUUCCUUUCUCAACUCAAGAAAUUUCACACAAGAGCACCUUCACCUCAAUUAACUCUGCUUUACAGUCAAUCCGUGAAUGCAACUUCAAUAUUAUCUUCAAAGCAAAAUGCAACUAGCGAAUUCAACCCAGCAGAUUACAGUUACACAUAUGCAGAUGAAAAAGAAACCAAGAAUUAUGCUAGCGAGCUGAGCAACUGCGUUAAGGCAUCAAACUUAGGCAGGGCUAGAGCAAUCCACGCAAGACUCGUUAAAACUUCAUGGUUUGUUUUAGAUUCUUUGUAUCUUCACAACCAUUUAAUAAAUGCGUAUGUGAAAUGCGGUGACACUACGAAUGGUCUCCAAUUGUUCAACGAAAUGCCCAAGAAGAACGUCGUAUCUUGGACUGCCCUCAUUGCAGGCUUUGUGCAAAAGGGUUUUCCAAUUGAAGCAUUUUCUCUAUUUUCCCAAAUGCAUAGGAGUGGAAUUAGGCCAAAUGAGUUCAGUUUUGUGAGUGCACUCCACACAUGCUCAUUUUCGGAAAACUUAAGCUUAUUACACGCCUAUCAAGUUUAUGCGAUGAUUAUUAGACUUGGAUUUGAGAAUAAUGUAUUCUUAGUGAAUGCAUUUUUGACUGGUUUAAUAAGUCAUGGUAUGCUAGAAGAAGCUAUGGAGGUGUUUGAAGGAUGUUUUCAGAGAGACAUUGUGUCUUGGAAUGCUAUAUUCGGUGGUUGCUUGAAGUUUUCUUGUGAAGAUAUUCCAGGGUUUUGGUGUAGGAUGAUUAUUGAAGGAGUGGUGCCAGAUGAGUUUACUUACUCUACUGUGCUUACCGGGAUGGCUGAGCUUUCAAAUCUUGUAAUCGGAUUGCAAGUUCAUGCACGACUUGCAAAGUCUGGUCAUGGAAGUGAUAUGUGUGUGGGGAACUCAUUGGUGGAUAUGUACUUGAAAAGUCGGAGGAUGUGUGAUGGUUUGAAAGCCUUUGAGGAGAUUACUGUGAAGGAUGUGUGCUCCUGGAGUCAGAUGGCAGCUGGAUGUUUGAAUUGUGGGGAGCCCCUUGAGGUGCUUAGGGUGAUUGGGAAGAUGAGAAGGGAUGGUGUGAAGCCUAAUAGGUUUACUCUUGCAACGUGGCUUAAUGCAUGUGCCAAUUUGGCUUCUUUGGAGGAAGGGCAGAAAGUUCACACCUUGAGAAUUAAACUUGGGGAUGAUGCUGAUGUAUGCGUGGAUAAUGCAUUGCUUGACAUUUGGUUGAGGCAAAUGAGGGAGGGACCUCUGCUUUGCACACCAAGAUAUCCAGGUUCUCGAUUACCAAAUCCUCUUGUUAUCUUACGGCACUGCUUCCUGCCAUGCAUUUUAGAAGGAUCGCCAGAAUGUGUAUAG
Messenger RNA from Fraxinus pennsylvanica, 1356 nucleotides. NCBI's taxonomy places the organism in Eukaryota, Viridiplantae, Streptophyta, Magnoliopsida, Lamiales, Oleaceae. The record is from the annotation of a GenBank genome assembly.